Molecule: messenger RNA, 1425 nt
Organism: Cyprinodon variegatus (sheepshead minnow)
Lineage: Eukaryota; Metazoa; Chordata; Actinopteri; Cyprinodontiformes; Cyprinodontidae
Gene: khk
Product: ketohexokinase
Exons: 9
Coding region: 103-1143 (346 amino acids)
Biological process (GO): fructose metabolic process
Molecular function (GO): ketohexokinase activity
Source: RefSeq, a predicted model, not a curated record
AGCAGUAACUUUAAUCUGAUGUUGCUAUGUGUGUGUUUGUAUCAAAGUCCAGACAUCUGGGGGAUAACAGACUGAAACCAGCGUGUGUGUGUUUGGAUCAACAUGGAGGGACAGAAGAAGAUUUUGUGUGUUGGUCUGGUUUGUUUGGACAUCAUCAGUGUGGUGGAUAAAUACCCAGAGGAGGACACUGACAGCAGGUGUCUGUCGCAGCGAUGGCAACGGGGAGGAAAUGCCUCUAACUCGUGCACAGUGCUGUCACUGCUGGGAGCUCCGUGCGCCUUCAUGGGCUCAUUGGCAGCAGGUCCGGUAGCUGAUUUUAUCUUGCAAGAUUUUCAGAAGUUCUGCAUCGACGUGUCUUUGGUAUCUGAGCAUGCUCAGUGUAUAACUCCAGCCUCCGUGGUCAUCAGCAACAUCAACACUGGAAGCAGAACCAUCCUACAUAUGAACAGUUUCAUCAUGGCCGACUUCUUACGACGUGCGAUUGAUGUGUCAGCAGUUGCUUGGCAGGUCAAAGGUCAAACUCCUUGUGCAUGUUGUGUGGUUUGUCCACCCAGCGGGUCUCGAACGGUCUUCCUCUACGAUACGGAUCUUCCUGAUGUAACAGCGGAAGAUUUCUCCAAAAUCAAUCUUGAUCAGUUCAAGUGGAUACACUGGGAGGGCAGGAAUGCUGGCGAGCAGGUGAAGAUGAUCCAGCAGGUUGAGAUGUUCAACGCCAAACUUCCCGAACAUCAGAGGAUCACCAUCUCUGUGGAGAUUGAGAAGACCAGAGAGCCUCUUUAUGAGCUGUUCCCUUAUGGAGAUGUGGUGUUUGUCAGUAAAGAUGUUGCUCGUCACUUUGGUUUCAACUCGCCUGAUGCUGCUUUAAAAGGACUCUACCAUCGAGUUAAAAAGGGGGCUGUCCUGAUCUGUGCGUGGGCAGAAAAAGGAGCAGAUGCUUUGGGUCCUGAUGGUUUGCUUCUUCAUUCGGAUGCUUUCCCUCCUGAAACUCUGGUGGACACCCUCGGAGCUGGAGACACAUUCAACGCUGGCGUCCUGUACACUCUGUCCAACGGAGGAAGUCUUCAAGAGGCUCUGACCUUUGGCUGCAGGGUUGCUGGCCGGAAAUGUGGAUUCCAUGGUUAUGAUGGCAUCAAAGAAAAGUAAUGGGGAACCUUUAAUAAGGCGUUUUUUUACUUUCCUCUGUUGGGAAUCCAGAAUUUAAACCCAACUCAAUUUGAUUAGCUGCUCUGAGAAACAUACGUGAUUCAGAAAUCAGGCAGCAUGGAAAAAACAAUGAACUGAAAUAACAAAGAACCCAUCUGUAUAACUGAAUGUAAUAACCAAUCAAUAUUUAAUCAGUUUAUUCAUCAUAAACAGAGCUCUAUAAAACAACAAAUACUUUGUAAAUUGUUAUAAACUGGAGGACUGGAUACUUUUUUAUUUAAU